This is a messenger RNA of Dreissena polymorpha, 1381 nucleotides long. RefSeq lists its product as uncharacterized. The record is from RefSeq and is a predicted model, not a curated record. Gene Ontology annotation, biological process: cytidine to uridine editing. Lineage: Eukaryota; Metazoa; Mollusca; Bivalvia; Myida; Dreissenidae. Gene Ontology annotation, cellular component: nucleus; cytoplasm. The transcript is spliced from 4 exons. The coding region runs from base 363 to 1229 and encodes 288 amino acids. Gene Ontology annotation, molecular function: RNA binding; cytidine deaminase activity; zinc ion binding.
AUUUUUAGACACACUUUGAACUGCGGUUCAAACCAAAGACCUAUCAAUAUACAUAUGUAUAUUGAUAGGUCUUUGUUCAAACUCUUGAACUCGGGUUUAAGGAUUUAAUGUGCAAACGGCACUUUGAACCCGGGUUCAAAGUAUCUUAACUAUAUAGUUAACUGUUAAACCGUGGUUUAAGGAAUUAAUGUGCAUUUCGCUUGCCAUAGGGAAUCGAUAGGGUCGUAGAAACGCGUACCUGUCAAGGAAAGGGUUAAAGUAAGAGAACUGCAUACGCCAGUGACUGAGUAUAGAGUUAAAUUGUGACAAAGUGGAGUAAUAGGCUUCAACAGCUGUCUAGUAAAAAUUUCUAGAUUUCAAACAUGCCUGUACUCAGUAUAGAGGAUUACAAGAGAAAUUUUGUAAACGUCAACAAAUAUGGCAGAUCUUCUUCAGAUGGCUUGCCUAGACAAACCCUUGUUGUGUACAAAUGCGAAUGGGACAUAGAGUGUGACAGACAUUUCAACAAAGGCCAGAUACCAUGGUCAGUAAUCAAGAAUGAGGAAGAUUGCCAUGCGGAGACAUAUUUGUUGAAUUCACUGAGGGAGAAACUGAAAACCUAUCAUUCAUUCAGAUAUGAAAACUUCCAAAAUCAACAAGACGAAUUGAAGAAGAAUCUGCACGUGCACACAAAAAACGACAGAUCUAUAAAGCCUUUGGGCCACUUUUUUCUCAACAUAUAUCUAAGUUAUUCCCCCUGUGGGGAUUGCGCAGAUCAGCUGAUAACCUUCGCCAAUGAGUUCCAUGAUCAGUUAGAUGUCCAGAUCAACAUUUCCUUCAGCACUUUUUACGAGCACACUAAGCCAUCCAACUGGGUCGGUCUGCUAAGACUUCGCAAUCCCAUCAUCAGAGUAGAGGACAGAAUUUGCAUGUCCAUACUCAAUGGCGCAGACAGUUGGGAGAAGUUCUUUAAAGAAAUGGAGGUGAAAGGAACUAAAACAUUAUCGAAGUGGAAGGAAAUAGCGACAACAAGCCUGAGACAUGAAAGAGAGAAAGACGACAACAGAAUUUUCAGCAUGCUUGAUGGGCCAAAAGACGUGCCUCUGAAAGGGUGUUUAAAAUUCUUCAGUGAUUUCGACAUUCACACACCAUGUGUCUGGAGUCACAAGUGUUUGUGGUGUGAAAAUAUCCAUGAAAUCCCACACUUGUGCGAUAAGUGGAGCCAUGAUGGCCAUGAAGCUUCCACCUAACUUCAAGAAAAUUCAAAGACAGCAGCGAUCACAGCUUGAUUGUUUUAUCCGUCUGUGUAACUGAUUUUAAUCGAUUAGAGGUUUAAUGCCACUCGACAGCUAAUUGGUGUUAAUCUGUUGUGUAAUGUCAAUAAAGAUGUGAAAACUCACAA